AUGUCUCCCGCCCUCGGCGCGCCCAACGCGCAGCGGCGGCAGACCACCCUCCGGUUCGAGGGGCGCCUGGGGCUGAGCGGGCUGCCUCCGCCAGAGUUUGGCUCGCCCACCGGCGGGCUGUCACCCUGCCACGGGUCGCAAGCCCUCUGCCGGCCGGAGCGCAGGCUGCGCGGGCUUCCAGCAAUUGGCGCCGGCUUUCCACCGGCAUUGCCCAUCUUUCGCCGAUCUGCUGCCCCCGCCGGCGGCGAUGGCGGACAGCAGCGCGCCUGGCGCGCCGGCAGUGCCGUCGGAUGGCACGGCUGGUCGGCUGCGUCCACCCGCAGCCGGGCCGGCGAGCACGAGCGCGCAGCUUCUCGAUCCCGCGGCGCAGCGCCGCGGAUGGAUGCCCUCGGGUCGGUGGAGAAGGACCCGGGCGCGUCCGCCUCGACCCGCACCGCUGAGGCGCCAGCAGUUGCGGCGCGGCAGACUCGCGCCAAUUCGGCGCAGCUCGCCUUGGAGCCCAUCGCGCUCUCAAAUCGCCUCGAAACCAUGCUCCUCGGCAACCAUCCCGUCCCUGCACCUUCCAACGAGGUGAGCGUCGCCAGCGAGGUCUCCAACAGCAUCAUUCUCGUCGCGAAAGCUGCCGUCGACGCGCUCUUUUCGUCGCCGCAGCGCGCUGCGCUGAUGGCUCUCGGGCUGCGGGACCUCAAACCGGCUGCGCUGGCGUAUCUCGUGUGGGACCUCCGCGGCGUGCUGGCGGGCGCGCGCCACGACCAGGCGGUCGCUGCGGCCUCGGUCCGUUUCCGGCGGAGUGGGAGCCGCGGCUCGGUGGCCUUGCUCCUGCUGCUUCCAUUCCUCCCGGCGAGCUGGGACCUCUGGUGCGGCGGCGAAGUCGUCCUCUCAUCGGCGCCCUACACCGGCUCAGACCAGGCUAGCGGAGAGCCUUUCCAGACCGAGUACGGCGUCUCCCUCUCGCCCGGCGUCGAGUGCGAGCUCCACAUGUACGACUCGUACGGCGACGGCUGGAACGGCGCUAGCUGGUCGGGCCUCGGGCAAGAGGGCCUGACCUUUGCCGCUGGGCUUGAGGAGAGGAAGUACUUUGUGGCCGUCGCCCACACGCCUCAAGACAUCCAGGACGAGAUCAACGAAGCCGUGGACCAGGGCCGCAACGCGACCGUCUACGUCCCGCCGGGCGCCAGCCUUGCCUUCAAGAGCGACGUCGAAUGUGACGGCAACAUCCACCUCUCGGUCCGGAGCAGCGGGGAGGGCGCGACGCUCGACGGCAAGAAGAACUCCCGCAUGUUUUAUAUCAAACAAGGCUGCAGCCUCUACCUGGAGGCGCUGCACUUUGUGGACGGGCGUGGCGUUUAUGGUGGCGCGGUGGAGGCGCGUAACGCUGGCGACAUCGCGAUGAAGGACGUGUCCUUCACGGGCUGCGAGGCUGACCUGCACGGCGGAGCUAUGUUUGUGCACCUCAGUGGCGAUGUCUCGAUGGAGAGUGCCGGCUUCAGCUCGUGCACGUCUGCCAAGGGGGUCCGCCCACUGACGCCCCGCUUGCACGGCGCCCUCGUGCAGUCCGGCGGAGCUAUGAAGGUGGUCAACAGCGGCGACGUCUUCAUGAAUGGUGCCAACUUCAGCGAGUGCACGGCUUCCUAUGACGGCGCAGCUAUGUACGUGCUCGGCAGCGGUGACGUCUCGCUGGAGGGUGCCAGUUUUGUCGGUUGCGCGGCUGACAAUCAAGCGGCUCUUUAUCUCCUCAGUAUCGAGCGCCUAGCUCUCACCAACUCGCAGUUUCUGAAGAUCCUCUUCGGCUUCUAUCAGAUCUGCACCGUCUUGUCCUCCACCUACUCCGCGCGGCUGCCGGAGGAGUACACUGGCUGGACCGACCGGCUGGCCAACGCGAUGUCCAUCGACUGGUCAGGCGUCUUCCUGCCGGAGCAGUGCCUCGGCUACGGUAUGCGACUCCUCGCCAUUGCUCUCUCGCCCGUCGCCCUCAUCGCACUGCUAAUGGGAACGGGAAUUGCGCUGCGGCUCCACUACUGGCGUGCCGCACCGCCACCGCGCGAGAGAUCGUGGUUCGCAGAGGCGGCCCUCGGCCUCCUCGACCUCACGCCGGCCGGCCUCGUGCUCGUCUUCUGCUUCGUGCCCUCAAUCAGCGCCUCCAUCUUCCGCUCGUGGUCGUGCCAGGCGCCCUCGCGGCUGAUGACUGCCGCCUACACCGUCUCUCCGCCGAACGAGCCCCUGGAGCAGGUCUCCUACAUGCGGCAGGACGCGAGCAUCGAGUGCGGCACCGAGGAUCACGAGUCCAUCACCGACGUCGCCAUCGGUCUCAUCGUCCUCUGGCCCGUCGGCUCGCUGGUCCUCUUCACGUCGCUCCUCGCCGCCUGCUACAAGCCGCUGCAGGCCAAGACGCCGAAUGCUCUGACGCGUGCCACCGCCUUCCUCCACCGGGAGUACGAGACGACCUAUUUCUGGUGGGAGGCGGUCGAGCUGGCGCGCAAGCUCGUGCUCACGGGCUUUGUGUUGCUGAUACCGGAGGAGAACGCCUUUCUUCGCCUCGUGGUGGCGACCCUAGUCUGCUCGUGCUACGCCGUCGCACUUGCCGUCGUGCGGCCGUACAAGCGGGUCGGCGACGACGUGCUAGCCGUCGCCACAAGCCUCGUGCUCCUCCUCCUCUUCCUUGGCGCCAACUGGACCACCAUUUUCCUCGGCAUUGAGGAGCGACACCCCGACACAGAGGAGGCCGCCGCCAUCCUCGGCUUCGGCAAGCUGAACGGCGUCGUCAACUCGAUGCUCGUCCUCGUCGCCGUGACGCUCCUCUUCUUCCUCAUCGGCGCCGUCGUCGCCGCCCGCCGCGUCGCCAUGAUCCCCACGAUCCAGCUCGCCUCGACUAAGCAGCCCCCCGAGCUGGACAUCGGGACCGGCAUCACAUGGCACUUGUUCCUCUCGCACAUCUGGUCGACCGGUCAAGACGCCGUCGGAAACAUCAAGAGCGAGCUGCAGCUGCUGGUAGAUAAUCUCAAGGAUAUUGGGGCGCUCGAGGAGUACAUCCAACGCUCGCAAAUGAUCCUCUUCUUCCUCUCGUGUGGCUACUUCCGCUCCAAGGCGCGCUCUCGCCGCCCUGAGUGUCCCGCGCUCGGGAUCCUCUGGCUCUCAACGCACCCGAAGGCGGACCCGGCCAAGGGCGGCGGGACGCUGCAGGUGCUGCGCGGCGAAUGCCCGGAGGACCUGCAGCCGGACAUCUUUGAAAAGGGCUGGACGCACACCAUCUACAUGCGAAUUGAGGAGUUCCAGCGCGUCUCGCUCAAGACCAUCGCGGUGCUCCUCAGCUCACCCAACUACCUUGACCGGACCUCCCUCCCGCUCUGCGUGCCGGGCGAGCCCGAGAGCCAGUCGCUCGCCUUUGCCAAGGCAACCCUCCUCUGGGCCUCGCCGGCCAACGCGGGCGCACAGGCCUUGGCUGACGAGAUUGCCGACGCCUUUGCCGGGCGCAGCCUUGGCGGCCUCAGCCGGGUGUUCGCCAAGAUGAGCAGCCGCAGCUCUGCGGAGGCGCGCGACGUCUCUGGAGGCGAGGAGGCGUCGGUGCAGCAGCAGGUCUGA
This is a messenger RNA of Emiliania huxleyi CCMP1516, 3579 nucleotides long. RefSeq lists its product as hypothetical. The transcript has 16 exons. The record is from RefSeq and is a predicted model, not a curated record. NCBI's taxonomy places the organism in Eukaryota, Haptophyta, Isochrysidales, Noelaerhabdaceae. Bases 1 to 3579 code for a protein of 1192 amino acids.